AUGUCCUCCUCAGACCCCUUAGAAACCGAACCGUCCGUCACAGAGAGAGAGCGUCAGGAUCGAGAGCACAAAGAAAAAGAAGCUGCCGAACAGGCUAAGCUACCAUACAAGUGGACGCAGACAAUCCGCGAUGCGGACGUGACUAUUUCAGUUCCCGCAGAGAUCAGAGGGAGAGAUCUGGAUGUUGUCCUGACGAAAACGAAGAUCAGAGUUGGGGUGAAGGGGAAAGAGCCCAUUAUUGAUGUAUGCUUGCUGCUGUCAAGUUGA
Uncinocarpus reesii 1704 is the source of this 267-nucleotide messenger RNA. RefSeq names its product nuclear movement protein nudC. Gene Ontology annotation, biological process: protein folding. The record is from RefSeq and is a predicted model, not a curated record. Gene Ontology annotation, cellular component: cytoplasm. The coding region runs from base 1 to 267 and encodes 88 amino acids. NCBI's taxonomy places the organism in Eukaryota, Fungi, Ascomycota, Eurotiomycetes, Onygenales, Onygenaceae. The transcript has a single exon.